AUGACAGAAGAAAAAAGUCAUAACGAACCAACCAAGAAUGAAAGCAGCGAAAAUAAGUACCUCUCCCAAAUUUACUCCUUCCUAAAUUCCAGUUAUAUUAAAAGUUCAUUUGAAAGUAAGCCUGAACAUGGUCAGAACAAACAGAAGACAAGACAUUUGUCUUCUCGAAAGGCCUAUGGCUACCUCGUGAGGAGAUUUAAGAAGGUUGCUAUCGAAUGCGACUUAUACUUGGAAGAAAUUCAAGUUAAAAAUGAAAAUGAGAAAUUCAUCGUUCAAAUAUUUGGGAGGAACUCCGUGACGUUAAAGAAGCUUUACAGAAAGAAAAAGAUGAUUGACCAUUAUUUUUUCCUCCUCAUUUUGUUCAAUGUCCUGUCCAAUUUGCCCUAUACCAUUAUACCAAUUCAAAAGUUUGUAGACAUUUGCGACAGUUACAUAACUCGGGGCGUGAAACUUCUGAUGAAGUUGAAUGCUUCCCAAUACGGUAGGAAGAAGCGAAUUCACAAAAUUUACUUCGAGUCGGUUUGCCACCUAUUUGUGUCAAUCUGGAAUAAUCACUAUUUUGAUUUUUCCCUCUCUAACACCUUGGUAAUUUUGAACUUUUUUUACAAAAUAUACAUUAUUCUGAAAAAGCUGGAAAUCCGGAACGUAAACCUGUUUGACAACAUAUACGUGCUGUGCGCGUCCUAUGUGAACAAAAUAAACUCGAUGUUGUGGUUCAGUACGUACCUCAUCAUCAAGCGGAUGCUCAUAGACGAGUGCGAAAUAAAAAUCAUCAAGAAAAAAAAGACCUUCCUGAUUUUGCCCAUUUUCAUCGACAUUAUAAAAAUCCUGGACGUGUACGACGAAAUUAUAAAAAAAACAAACGUAAGUUCCUUGGUCAAGUUGUACGAAGAGCUGAAAUUAUUUCUCCUUUUUUUUUUCCAUAAGUUGCUAUACAAUUUAAUAACAGAGCAGGACAUGCUUCCGCGAAACAUUUUUAAAUACCUCCAAAUUAAUAACAACAUUGCGUCCAACCGGAGAAGGAGAAGUGGAAAGGGGGACGAUUCCCAUAAGAAGGAGUCCAGUGAAUUGCACAACAGCUUUUACAAGUACACAAAUUCAAUCAACGAGAAUUUUGUGUUUUUCUCAUUUUUUGAAAAUUUUUGCUUGUUUAACACUUUUACCGAAAAGGAAAAGACAAACGAUUUUUUUUCUUCCCUGUCCCUUUCGUUCAACUCGAUAAAUUCAACCAGCUCUUCCAACGAAAAUGAUCCAGGGAGGGGUGCCCAGUACGAAAAGGGGCAUGUCGAAUCACCUGAACAAGGCUAUAAUGAUGCCUUCAGACAAAAUGAAGAAAGUGAAAAGUCGUCCCAAAUUAUAAGAAUGCACAAACACAAAAUUGACAUCCUUGAUAUGCAAUACAAUCACUUCUUCAUUCAUAAAUACAAAAAUGAAAAUAAAUUUAUUUUACUCAUUAAGAGUUACUUCAAUGAUUACUUGUGUGCUCUCGUGAACAGCUUGUACAUUUACUCGAAAAUUAUUUAUUCCCCUAGGAAAUAUGGUGCAGCUGACUGUAAAGAUGAUGACGGUCGUGCUGAGGGGCACCACAAGGAAGGUAGCAACUCAGGGGAGGAGAAUCAGCUAAAUCGAAAUGAAGAGAUACACAAGACGGGUGAAGAACAGAGAGGGGAUCUCCACGAGCCAUCCCCUUUAAUGGUUUCUUCGGAGGCACUGUCCUUAGGCCCCCCCGGUGAGAAGCGAUAUGACGCUGAGGAAAAUUGCAGUGUAGAUCGAACAUUGGGCGGAAUAGUAUUGGAUGCAGAUAAAAUGGCCCCAAUCGACAUUGGCGCUACCGACGUGACCGCGCUACGAAUGGGCCCUGGUGAAGUGGGGGAGUUCCACCUAAUCCACAGGCAGAAGGUGCAGCGGCAAGAAGGCAACGAGACGAAAGGCACGGGGAAGAAAAGGAAAUCUGGAAAAUUCCCCCAUGCACACACAAAAAUUGUAAACUCUUUAAUAAGCUUCUUGGAAGUAAUAUACAAAAAUAUAUUCAAAAAAGUGAUCAAAAAAAUACACACGUGCAAAAGUAUAAGCGACUUGAAGCUCUAUUCAUACAUAGAAAAAAUAUAUUCAAAUGACACGUACUACUGCUUAAAAAAAAGAUUAAAAAAAUUUUGCUUCGUUCUUUUCUUCUCCGUUACGCUCAAGAAUUUAAUUAAAAGUUAUGUAUAUAAAAUAAAAAAGGAAAAAGUAAGCAAAAAGAAUUUGGAAGAUUUCCAGUCCAUCCUCAUAUACGACACAUGCAGCUUCAUCAAAAUAUACAACCAACUAAGUGAAGCCAAUUGCAAAGAUUUUUUUUCAAAUAAAUAUAUCAACUUCCUCGUGUAUAUAAAAAACAUACUUACUUUGCCCCGGCAGAAACUACUACUCUUCCCGGUUAAAAACAGACACUUCUUUUUCUACAUAAAGAAUAAGCGAGUGGACAUCCAUUUUGACAGCUUCGUGGAAGAGUGCAAAUUGAAAUAUCAACAAAUGAGCGGUGAAAAGACGCUCCCCAAAUUUUGCCAACAGGAUUAUUAUGUACUUCCAAAUAGUAGAAACUCACAAAUUUCGCGAACCAAGUAUUAUGCAGCCGAUGAGGCAAAUCAGCUGGCACAUCAUCCAAGGACAAACAUCCUGGAACAGGCCAUUUACAACAUAUUUCAGUCUCUCAAUCCGUUCAGCAAAUUGCAAAGGAGAAGCGAUGCGGAUAGCUACUCCGGAUGGGACGCUAAUCAGGAAUACAGCUCUAUGAAAUCUGUCCACGAUAGGAAGAGGAAUCCCUAUAACAGCUCCACCAGCAUCGACACAGACGGGUUUGUUCAGGAAUGGAAAAAAAAAGGAAUGAACAAAGAGGAAAGAAGAAGGAAGAAUGAAGAAGAGGAAGAAAAAAAAAAAAAAAAAAAAAAAAAAAAAAAAAAAAGAAAAAAAAAAAAAAAAAAAAAAAAAAAAAAAUUAUGA
Messenger RNA from Plasmodium fragile, 2979 nucleotides. RefSeq lists its product as uncharacterized. The transcript has 6 exons. The record is from RefSeq and is a predicted model, not a curated record. Bases 1 to 2979 code for a protein of 992 amino acids. NCBI's taxonomy places the organism in Eukaryota, Apicomplexa, Aconoidasida, Haemosporida, Plasmodiidae.